This is a messenger RNA of Varanus komodoensis (Komodo dragon), 1989 nucleotides long. It is a transcript of the gene SARS2, whose product is annotated as seryl-tRNA synthetase 2, mitochondrial. The transcript is spliced from 16 exons. The record is from RefSeq and is a predicted model, not a curated record. Gene Ontology annotation, cellular component: mitochondrion. The coding region runs from base 3 to 1532 and encodes 509 amino acids. Gene Ontology annotation, biological process: mitochondrial seryl-tRNA aminoacylation. Lineage: Eukaryota; Metazoa; Chordata; Lepidosauria; Squamata; Varanidae. Gene Ontology annotation, molecular function: tRNA binding; serine-tRNA ligase activity; ATP binding.
ACAUGGCGGCUCCCAGGGUGUUCGCUCGAGGCCUGGGUUCGCACUGGCGGGCGCUGCGCCGAGGGUCGCAUCCGUCGCUCCUGCGGACGGAGAGCAGCAGCGCCGCCCCGGCCGGCGCAAGAAGCCGCUUGUACGAGCACGUGCGGGUCGGGUGGACGGCGCGGCCGCAGCUAGACGUGGCGGCGCUGAAGGCGCAGCUGGGCGAGGCGGAGCGGGAGCUGGAGACGCGCAAAGGGCUGCUCGGGCCGCGGGACUUGCGCGAGAUUGUGGCUAUUUGGCAACAACUGGUUGCGGUGCAAGAAGAGAUUGCAAAAGCUGAUACUGAGAGAAGGAAAAUCGCUGAAGAAGUGCGGAAUCUUCUGAAAAUCCAAGACAGCAGUACUUUAAAUUCACACCCUGUUUACAAUGCUUUGCGGAACCAGGGGAGAGAGCUCCGCCUUCAUCUUAACACAUUGCGCCACAAGGAGACAGAAUUGGAUGAAAAAUACUACUUGCUUGCCCUCAAGCUGCCCAACAGGACUCAUCCAGAAGUGCCUGUCGGGGAUGAGAGCCAAGCACGGGUGAUGGAGACAGUUGGAGAAAAACCAGCCUUUGACUUCAAUGUGAGAGAACACCUGGAAAUUGGAGAAGAGCUGGAUAUCAUAAGGCAAAGGCGUCUGUCGCACAUCUCAGGCUACCGGUCCUACUACCUCCGUGGGGCGGGGGCCAUGCUGCAGCAGGCCCUGGUGCAGUUCGCCCUCAACAAGCUGAUAAAAAAGGGCUUCAUUCCAAUGGUUGUUCCAGACUUGCUGAAAGGAGCUGUGUUCGAGGGCUGUGGCAUGCUUCCCGAUUCCAGCUCCACCAUGUUGUACACCAUAGACCCCUCCCGCUUUGAAGACCUGAGUCUGGCUGGCACAUCUGAGGUCGGAAUUGCAGGGUACUUCAUGGAUCAUGCCGUGGACCUGAAAGACACGCCAAUCAGGACGGUGUGUUGCAGCACGUGCUACAGGGCUGAAACGGAUACUGGCAAGGAGCCCUGGGGGCUGUACCGAGUGCACCAGUUCACCAAGGUGGAAAUGUUUGGGGUCACUGCGAACGAGACUGGGCUGGAGAGCACCGCCUUGCUGGAGGAGUUUCUGGCUGUGCAGAAGGAGAUCUUCUCUGAGCUGGGCCUGCACUACAAGGUUCUGGAUAUGCCCACGCAGGAACUCGGCCUCCCUGCCUACCGGAAAUUUGACAUUGAGGCCUGGAUGCCGGGCCGGGGCAAGUACGGAGAGAUUUCCAGCACCUCCAACUGCACAGACUACCAGAGCCGGCGGCUGAAUAUCAUGUACUACGACCAGCAAGGGAGUCUGUCUUAUGCACAUACGGUCAACGGCACUGCCUGCGCCAUCCCCCGGAUGCUCAUCGCCAUCCUAGAAUCCAACCAGUGCCAGGACGGCAGCGUUCGAGUGCCGGAAGUCCUCCAGCCGCUGAUGGGCACGGAGAUCAUUCGCAAGCCCAGCUACACCCCGUUGAAAUACAUUGGCCCAAAUCAGCCCAAAAAGCAGUGAGGGGGCAGAUGCAGGGGUGCCCUGGAGCGUCCACAACAACGGAGCACUCGCGAGACCCCCAGGAGAGGAGGACAAGCCCGUGGCUGCAGGAAUGUGGAGCUUUUGCUGGCCUUGGGAGCCAGGCAUGAGCGCCGGAGGGAGGCGACCGUCCCCCGUGCGGCCUGCCUCCCCGACCUGGCCUUUCUGGGAGGGCUGUGUCUGGAUCUUGGGUGGCUCUCCUGGUCCACAACAGUGUGAUGGGGGGUGGGGAGAGCGGCGGCGUCCUCCACCGGGCCCCGAGAUCCUGCGGCUCCAAAUAGUCGCAGCCUGUGCUCUCCCCUUCGACACCCUCUGUCUUAACUGCCCGCUGCUUUGUGGCUUCCUGUCCUCGGGGGGGUGGUACCACCUUCCCGGGCAGAACUGUUGAGGAAAGCGUGGGCCCCCAGUGCAUUCAAUAAAGGUCACUGGUGCAAAACCA